AACGCUUAUAGGCUUUAGGGCUUAGAGAGCUUAGUUUGGAAUAUAGGACAGACUUUCUGGGACAGCGUGCCACCGAGGGACCUAGAAAACUCUAGAAGUUAUGGCCGAUGCGAAACUUCGGCUGAUUUACUUUGACUUCAGAGGACGAGCAGAAAUAGCUCGACUUCUUCUAGCCGCGGCUGGAAAAGAAUAUGACGACGUCCGUUACACGAUGGAAGAAUGGCCACGCAUCAAGCCCACAACACCGUACGGUCAAGUUCCAGUUUUGGAAGUCGACGGGGUUAGGUUCGGAUUAAGUAUUGCCAUAUACAAGUUCUUAGCUCGGGAAUUUAAUUUCUACGGUAAAAACAACAUGGAGCAUUUUAAAAUUGACGAAAUUGUUCAUUUGUACGGGGAUUUUUUCAACACGGUGAUUCGCUUUUGGUUUUACACGGAGGACGAAGACGCCAAGAAUGCUGGCAUCAAAUACUGUAAAGAAACGGAGAGUCCAAAGCUGCUGGGUUUUCUAGAACGGAGUCUGAGAAACAAUGACACCGGGUACUUUGUUGGUGACGGCAUAACCCUGGCCGAUAUCGUGUUGUUGGAUCUAGAGACGGGUUCCCUAGCUACGUUUGUUGACAUCAACAACAACUAUCCGUUGCUGAAGAGGAACCUUCAACUGGUCAGAGGAAAUCACAGGAUCGCAGAUUAUCUGACCCAGCGAAAGGAGGCGCCUUAUUGAGAUGUAAUGCGACAUUUGAUUCUGUGGUUA
Physella acuta is the source of this 751-nucleotide messenger RNA. Its product is annotated as glutathione S-transferase 4. Gene Ontology annotation, molecular function: glutathione transferase activity. The record is from RefSeq and is a predicted model, not a curated record. NCBI's taxonomy places the organism in Eukaryota, Metazoa, Mollusca, Gastropoda, Physidae. Gene Ontology annotation, biological process: glutathione metabolic process.